UGAACUAAUUUAUCUGAGGGAGGAGAAGGUAACAGGCUGCCCGCAGUCCCGGCAGCCUAUAAAAGAGCUGCAUGAGCAGCCUGAAGUCUCCGUAGCUGACAGCGUUUCACCUGAACUGCACCUCUUCUCCAACAAAGACGCUCUGCUCACUGAAGCCGCUGCAACAUGGCUCUGAACACACUGCUGGCCACCUUCCUGUGCACCAUCGUGCUUCCCAUCCUGCUGUUUCUGGUGGCGCUCAAGCUGUGGGAGGUUUACAUGAUCCGAGGCAGAGAUCCGAGCUGCUCCAGCCCGCUGCCCCCCGGAUCCAUGGGCUUACCUUUCAUUGGAGAGACGCUGCAGCUCAUCCUGCAGAGGAGAAAGUUUCUGCGGAUGAAGCGCCAGAAGUACGGCUACAUCUACCGCACGCACCUCUUCGGGAACCCCACCGUGCGCGUCACCGGCGCGGAUAACGUCAGGCAGAUUCUGCUGGGGGAGCACAGGCUCGUGGCCGUGCAGUGGCCCGCUUCUGUGCGCACCAUCCUGGGCUCGGAUACACUGUCUAACGUGCACGGAGCCCAACACAAGAGCAAGAAAAAGGCCAUCAUGCGGGCUUUCUCCACAGAGGCUCUGGAGCUCUACAUCCCUGUCAUCCAGGAGGAGGUGCGGGCUGCAGUGAAGGAGUGGGUGGCCAAGGACUCCUGCGUGCUGGUCUACCCAGAAAUGAAGCGGCUGAUGUUCCGCAUCGCCAUGAGGAUCCUCCUGGGUUUCGAGCCGGAGCAGAUCAAGACGGACGAGCAGCAGCUGGUGGAAGCUUUUGAGGAAAUGAUCAAGAAUCUGUUCUCUCUGCCCAUCGAUGUGCCUUUCAGUGGACUGUACAGGGGUCUGAAGGCGAGGAACUUUAUCCACUCCAAGAUAGAAGAGAACAUCAAGAAGAAGGUGCAGGAGUCAGACAAGGAGUCCAAACACAGAGACGCUCUGCAGCAGCUCAUAGACAGCAGCAGGAAGAACGGGGAACCGUUCAGCAUGCAGGCCAUUAAGGAGUCUGCUACCGAGCUGCUGUUUGGGGGCCAUGAAACCACAGCCAGCACAGCCACCUCUCUGGUCAUGUUCCUGGGCCUGAACCCUGAAGUUGUGGAUAAAAUGAGACAGGAACUGAUGGAAAAGGAGGAGCAGGGGAUGGACCUCCACAGUCUCAACAUUGAGUCCUUGGAGCAGCUGAAAUACGCCGGCUGUGUCAUUAAAGAGACUCUGAGAAUCAACCCUCCUGUUCCUGGAGGCUUCAGAGUGGCCCUCAAGACCUUUGAACUCAACGGUUACCAAAUCCCCAAAGGCUGGAACGUCAUCUACAGCAUCUGUGACACCCACGAUGUGGCGGAGAUCUUCCCCAACAAGGAAGACUUCCAGCCGGAGCGCUUCAUGUCCAAACCUUUAGCCGACUCCUCCCGGUUCCAGUACAUCCCGUUCGGAGGGGGUUCCAGGAUGUGCGUGGGGAAGGAGUUCGCUAAGGUCCUGCUGAAGAUCUUUCUGGUGGAAGUGGUCACAAAGUGUCACUGGACUCUUUUAAAUGGUCUACCCACCAUGAAAACUGGACCUACUGUCUAUCCUGUGGACAAUCUGCCAACCAAGUUUACCAGCUAUGUACAAAAUUAAGCUGAAACGGCAGUGUAGAGUUAAAUAUGAGGUUUACCCGAAAAGUCUCAAAUCAUGUUUUACCUCCAGAUCCACAGGGGAAAAGCUACUUGGGGAAUCAAACCAAUCAAAAGCCACUUUUACACAUGAACAAAAUCUGUUUUAAUUCUGAUGUUUUGACUUGUGUCUAUGUGGAUUUUUUCCAAUUGUACAUAUUGUAGAUGACUUAAAAACGUAUUUUACAUUUUAUAUUCUGAUGUUAAUACAUUGGUUUGUAUAUACAGUAUAUAUACUAUAUGUUUUGUUUGAACAAACUAAACGAGAGGCACUAUACACAGACAUGGAACACUUUAAUCAGCUCAGAGGUGUAUCUAUAGGAUAUGUACAUAUGUAAUGUAGAGUCUGUUUAUAUAACUUUUGUAUCUUACCCCAACCUAUUUAAGUGACUUAUGUUAUAUUGUAUGGGCUUUUUAUUUAAUAAAACUGUUAUAUGAGAA
Centropristis striata (black sea bass) is the source of this 2108-nucleotide messenger RNA. RefSeq names its product cytochrome P450 26A1 (gene cyp26a1). NCBI's taxonomy places the organism in Eukaryota, Metazoa, Chordata, Actinopteri, Perciformes, Serranidae. Gene Ontology annotation, molecular function: heme binding; monooxygenase activity; iron ion binding. The transcript is spliced from 7 exons. Gene Ontology annotation, biological process: sterol metabolic process. The record is from RefSeq and is a predicted model, not a curated record. The coding region runs from base 166 to 1632 and encodes 488 amino acids.